This is a messenger RNA of Olea europaea var. sylvestris, 1025 nucleotides long. RefSeq lists its product as uncharacterized. Bases 295 to 879 code for a protein of 194 amino acids. The transcript has 2 exons. The record is from RefSeq and is a predicted model, not a curated record. NCBI's taxonomy places the organism in Eukaryota, Viridiplantae, Streptophyta, Magnoliopsida, Lamiales, Oleaceae.
AAAAUUUUAAAUUUAGAUAUAAUAUUAAUUUAUUGAAAAAUGUAGGAUUGAAAGAAAAAAGAAAAAUAUAUUAAAAUUUUAUAAGGAAUCAAACAAAGGAUAUGGUAUAUAGUGUUUUUUGGUUAUUUAUUUUUAUUAGUUACACUCGAGAAGACUAACCAUCUCCAGAGACCACAAGUUCUGUUCCAUGUUGACGAAAUAAAUGAUGUAGAACAAUCUGUGCUUGAGGAUGAGGAGAAAUUUGUUCGUGGGAGGGACUUGAAGUUCCGGGCCGGAUCAAGGAGGACUAGAUCUAUGUCUCCUUUGAGAACUACGUCUUUGGAGUGGCACGAAGAUGAAGAAAAUGCCGAGAAGAAAAGGCAAAAUGAAGAAUCUAAGCACGAAGCUUUGGGGCUGGGUGAAACACCAGCAUCUGCAUCUGAAUCUUCCUCGAGAUCUUCUUCAGUUGGGAGGAAGUGGAUUUUCCUCAAAGAGUUUCUGUACAGAAGUAAAAGUGAAGGAAGAAACAAUAGCCACAAGUUUUGGGGCUCUCUAUCUUUUUCACCUUCGAAAGAUAAGAAAAUGACAUCAAUUAGAGGCCUAGAGAUUGCAAUUUAUGGAGAGGGGAAGAAGAAAGAGGUGAAAAAGAAAGCUUCAAACGGCGUGGGAAAAAGAAGGGUUCCACCAUCUCCACACGAAUUGCAUUACACUGCAAAUCGAGCACAAGCAGAGGAGAUGAAGAAGAAGACAUUCUUUCCAUACAGGCAAGGUUUGUUCGAUUGUAUGGGGUUCAGCUCAAAGAGUUAUAGUGCCAUGAAUGGUUUUGUUAAGAGCUUUGAACCUAGUGUCUUCAAGCUAAUGUAUUUUGCUGGGUGGGUUUUGUAUAGAAAUAUGUUUUAGGUGUUUCGUCUUUUUAGACUGGGUUUUUGUAUAGAAAUAUGUUUUAGGUGGGUUUUGUAUAGAAAUUUGUUUGUGUAAAUUCAGCCCCCAUUUUCUGAAAAUGAAAAAUGGUCAGAAUAAUAUUUUUUUGAAAAAUGAGAGGUUGA